Molecule: messenger RNA, 954 nt
Organism: Sparassis crispa
Lineage: Eukaryota; Fungi; Basidiomycota; Agaricomycetes; Polyporales; Sparassidaceae
Exons: 1
Coding region: 1-954 (317 amino acids)
Molecular function (GO): nucleic acid binding; zinc ion binding
Source: RefSeq, a predicted model, not a curated record
AUGGUUGCCAAAGGAAAGAAGCGCCCCUUUGGGGAAUACAAAAAAUGUUCGAUCUGCGGAAAGCCGGGACAUCUUGGUAACGAGUGUCGGCACCGCGACAAGGUCAAAUGUAUGAAUUGCGGAAAAUUCGGGCAUAAGGCCACGGAUUGUUGGGCUAAAGGCGGUGGCAAAGCCGGACAGGGCCCGCCGAUGAAACGGCAAAAGACGGAACGUGCUUAUGAAGUGCGCGAGGUCGAAUCGAAAGAGGAUGAGGCAAAAAUAGCCUACGAUAAUGAUAGCGACACUGUAUCUCUCGGAUCUGAUGGCGAAAUUGCUUCUUUCUAUGAGUGGUUUGCCGACUCCGGGACAACUUCGCACAUUACAAAUCAUCGUGAAGUCUUCGCGACCUAUCAGGCGCUCGAAGAUCACGCGAUCACGGGCAUCGGACCGCAACCAACACAGGCAUUGGGCCGCGGUACGGUCGAUGUCGAAAGUGAAGUAGGAGACCGGAAAGUGAAAUUCCGUCUCCACGGUGUACUGUAUGCGCUGACAGCACCCAAUAGCCUCCUCUCCAUCAUGCGUUUGGACGACGCGGGAGGAAGAGUACUUAUGGGUAAUAGUCGCGCAAUACUAAUAGAUAAAAAUAAACACACUCUUGCUAUAGGCAAGAAAAAUGGACGACUAUAUUCAUUGAAAUUGCGUCCAAUAGUUCCGCAACCUGCGCGAACCUAUACUGCUAAGGAAUACGGCCCGCAUACCUGGGAAGAGUGGCACAAGAUCUAUGGCCAUAUCGGGAAACCAGCACUUACGCGAUUAUAUCGCGAAGGGCUUGUUGAUGGCCUAGAAAUCUCGCCAAGCCCAGAUGAAAUUAAUUGCGAGGCGUGCAUCCAAGCAAAGGCGAUGCGGAAGCCAUUUCCCAAAGAGACGGACGAAUGCAGCAAGGUACCCGGAGAAUUAACACACACGGAUGUGUGA